This is a messenger RNA of Iphiclides podalirius (scarce swallowtail), 954 nucleotides long. The record is from the annotation of a GenBank genome assembly. NCBI's taxonomy places the organism in Eukaryota, Metazoa, Arthropoda, Insecta, Lepidoptera, Papilionidae.
AUGUUAUCUUACACUGAAAAAGUACAGAAAAAGUUAAGGAGACUCAUAGAGAGAAAGAGAAGACACAAAGCGUCGAAGCCGGAGUACGAAGUGCGCUCAUCGUACCCGCUGCGCGAAAACAUCUGGGAAUAUCUACAAGACGAUAAAGGGAUUUGCGACUUCGCUCGCGCCAAAGGAAAAACCGCCAGAAACUACAGCAAACAACCCAAAUGCGGACACAAAAGACGCGGAAAAAACUUUCUCAAAUUACUCAUAUUUUCCCUCUUCGCCGCGGCGUUUACGACUGGUAUAGAUUGCAGGACGUCUGUGGAGGCGGAAUGCUGCCACCGGUUGUUGCACUUAGCAGUGGAAUUGUCUCGCGCUCAUCGAGCACUCAGACGCACAACGCUUCUGCGUAGAGCUUUCUUGAUGAGGUCAAAAAAUACACCAGAGUUCAGUGACGGCGAAAGUGUAACGCGAAGGGGCCACGUCGAGGGGGUGAGGGCUUCAAAAGGCGGCAACACUGUGGAAUGGGGUGGGAGAGUUGCUCUCUGGGGGGUCAUACCACUCUGGCGCGACGCCCCCCCACCAGACACUGUACUGGCGCGGCGAACGCCCAAGCCCUCCGACUGCUGGCCUUUCAGCGGAUCAUACGGCGAAGUUAUUAUCGAGUUAGCGCAUAGAGCGAGGUUGGACUAUAUCGGCGUCGAACACGUGCACCCCGACACGGCCCGCAGCGCACCUAAGAACUUUGUCGUUUACAACUUACUCGAGAACAACACGCGGCUUGAAACCGCGCGUGGUACUUACAUAUACAAUAUGGCACCCAAACAAUACUUUUCGCUGAGCGACAGGGGCUUACCGGUUAAAAGUGUUGCAUUCAGAGUUCUCUCUAAUCAGGGAAACCCGAAGUAUACUUGUAUAUAUAGAAUACAUUUGUACGGAAGUGACGUUGACGAGCAAACCAUUGUUUUG